CUUCAGUGUUUGCCGUACGCGAUUCCUUGCCAUUCUUAAGCUAGACAGUUGCUGUGAACGGUGAACUUAAUUUUUAAAUAAGCUUAUUUUAUAACUGGGACUCCAGUUGUAUAUUUACCCAAGCCUGUUUACACAAACAAGACUUUUGCUUACCUCGCUGUUAACGGCUUAGAUUUGGGGGAUUUUAAGAGCAACCAAAAUUUUCAAAUUAUAAUCUGGAAGCAAGGUGAGCUAUUAAUUUAUCUUGACAUUGAUGAUAUUUGCGUGUAUGUGUACGUAAGCAUUUUGCACGUUUACACCUAUAAUAUAUAAGCUCUGUGAUGUUUUAUUAAAUAUUCGUAAGCCUCAGUUGCUGUUAGUUCUUGUAAUGUAGUUCUCGGUGAGAACGCAGCGUGCUAUACACAGUCCUUUGCUCUGUGCACAGCAGGUUUUACAGUCCGAAACUGAGAACUGAAAGGUGCCCACCGCGAAUAAGACGUCUGCUAUUGCCUGCUGUAAUUGUUUAACGAUUGUACCACCUCCGUGACGGAAUCUUCUUCUUAAUAGGUAUGACACUUCAGUUAUUAUAUUAUGCUUGGAUCAAAAGAUGAGAGGUUUAAUACAAGCGGGCGGUUGCAUGCAUGCACGUUACGCGAGCAUGAUUGUUACAAAUGGGCACCAAAUCGCAUCGUCGUUUGGCUAUAAAAGUGGUUAAUGCAUGCUCGAGCUCUGACCGAGGUUUCAUCCCUAUAGCUGCAGCUAGUAUGUAGCUUCUGAUUAUCAUUUCGUCUUCAGAGUGUUUCCGUUUGACGCCACCAAACACCACAGGUUAAUUCCUUCAGUUCCUUCUGUUGUAUAAUACUGAAUUAAUAAGAGAUGGUUCUCACUGGAUCUCUAGAAAGGACAGCUUAGAACUGAUAGAGUUAUCUAGUAUAAAUGUAGUUAGUGUAUUUUUUUAGGUUAAUCCUCUUGUAGCCAAUAACACCGGAUCAAUGCGAGACGGUUCUUUCUGCAUGAUCUGUAGGGAGAACAGUUUAGAACUGAUAGAGUUAUCCAGUAUAUGAAAGUUAGUUUAGUUUAGGUUUCCUCCUGUAGUAACACUGGAUCAAUAGGACAUGGUUCUUACUGGACCUCUAAAAAGAACACUUUAGAACUGGCAGAGCUAUCUAGUAUAAAUAUAGUUAUAGUUUAUAGUUUAGCUUUCCUCCCCGUAAAUACCACCGGAUCAAUUUGAGACGGUUCUUACUGGACCUCUAGGGAGGGCAGAUUAGAACUGAUAGGGCUAUCCAUGCAGAAUAGAUAAAGUUCGUCUAGUUUAGGUUUCCUUCUGUAGUAACACUGAUCAAAUAAGGAUGGUCUUACUGGAUCUCUAGGACGAGCAUACAGUUUAGAACUGAUGGAGCUAUCCAGUAUAUACUUUAGGAGUUACAAGAUCUAUUGCAUGAAAGGAGAACCGGCAUUUUCUUCGCAUGUUUAAGUUUUUUUAUAUGUUGCUCGUUUGAUGAAAAUUCACUCGCUGCAUUCACUUGCGAUUGUGCUCGUGUGCAAAUUUCAGCGUAAAUAACACCUGAUCCAACUCGAGGCAAGGGAAAUCAGUUAAACGGAUUUGCGCUGAUCAGUCGCGAGCACCAUUCCAUUUUGGGGAGGAAAUUUUGGCAUCAUGUACAUGCAAAUGUAAUAUUAGAGAGGUUAAGAUACCCCGGUUUCGGUGUACGGGCCGGUACGAGUAGUGUCAUCUUGUUUUACUGAUGUCCGUAAUUCGAUCAUACUUUUUCUGUUUUCGUGCAAUAGACAAUAUGAUAUAAUGCGAAAAAUGUGCACCUUAAUUACGAGUAAAGGUACAGACAUCGACGAAAAUAUUGCUAACCAAAAUCACGCACCGAAACCGGGGUAUCUUAACCUCUCUAAUAUAAAUCAAUGGUGCGCUUCGUCAAUCAGUUCUGAUUUUAACUAAUGGGAUUUUUUAUAACGGACGUUUUUGAGCGAUAUUUAAAGCCUUGUUCAAAUUUAAAGAGUAAAACCUAAAUACUUGUAGAAUGCGAUAAGGCAAAUUCGUAUACAUUAUAUUGGUCUACUUUAGCGAAAUAGAGAUACCUAGCUGGAUCGACUCGUUGGCCAGUUACCUGUGUCUCGGCCCGUGUGAAAUCGAAAGCGAAAUUAAGCCUUGAAUUAUACCUCAGAAAAUAAGAUAUCGUUUAGUCUUUAGACAUAACAGAGUUUUAUUAAUCAAGGAUACAAAUAAUCAUGUCUGUCCAAAAAGCCGAAUAUUAGGUCUCAAAAGUCACGAUUUGAAAACAUUCUUACUGAAAAAGUAAACUAUUAUAAUAAAUAAAUAAACCGAUCCAGAGCCCAUAUAUAAUUGUUUUCGUAAAUUCGUCUUUAUAUAACAUUUAACCCACGCACAUUUUUUUAAAAUAAAAGCUAAAUUUUAAUCUCUAAUUCUGCAAUUCAUCCUUAUCGCGAUAGAUGAAUUUGUGCGCUAUAAAAUUUAGGUUUUAAUUCAUCAACUUAAUUUAAUGAAAAAAAAAUGUUUACAACUUUGGGUAAAAUGCUGCCUCGAUGAUUUUAAUUAUAAGGUGGAAAUGCAGUGACUUAAGCAAACAAAAAAAGAAAAGGCGAAAAGGUCAAACAGUAUUAUUUAGAGGAAUGUAGAUUUAUUGGUGGUUAGACUAGCUACACUGACUUCAUCAUUGUAUACUGUCCUCGUUAACGUAGAUUUCCAGUAAGCUCAUUGCAUAUUCGUCCAUUGCAUAUUCGAAGAUAGCAGAAUUCCUGGAGAACACCUGUGGUACUUUGGUAGAAUAAAACUGGAACCACUGUUCUCACACCCAUGCAACUGAGGCCUUAUUGUUUUCUAACCGCGGAAUUUUCCUAGUGUAUUUCUUAGGCUAGCGAGAAUUCGAACCACGCCCCUCAAUGUUUCAAACCACGCCGACAGCGUACGUAUAGGCCGUGAUCAAAAUACAAAGACGUUCGCCUCUGGUCUGUCUGAAAAAUAAAAAAUUGCAUUCAAGAGAGGUUUCGACUUUCGAGUGGACGCCUUUUGUCAACGAGUUGAGUUGGAACAUUGAUCCAAACUUUGAUAUAUUUAACAGUGUAUUACUCGGACUUUUCCGAAUGUUUCAUAUUUGCUUAGUUCUCGGAAAGUGAUAUAUAGAUCAGGUCAUAUAAUUCUGACAUCUUGAGGUAUUUCAGGCUUAAAGUACUAUUAACGAAUUUACACAUGUUUUAACCAUGGUUAAAAUUCUUCAAAGAUAUUUUUGAAGAAACGUGCAAACGUGAAGGGUGAACGGGCUUUGAACCUGCAAAAAAAAUUUAUUGCAGCGUAUGGUUAUAAAAAUAUCACAAUUCGUUGUUAGUGCUUAAACUGAAAUUCUGCAUCAGCACAAAAAAUUAUUAAUAAUUAAAAAUUACUAGAAAUUUCCUAACCGUGUACCCUCAUGUUUUGUAAUAUAGGACAAUUAGUACGAUAUCCACAGAAAUUAUCAACUGGUAUGCGCGCCCUUACCAGUUUUGUUUAUUUAUGCCAGCCGUUGACCAAAACUGAUUACCAUAUUUAGCCAGUCGUUUACGUUUUGCGAGUAAAUUGCAUCCCUCAGAGGUAGAUUGCCAUACACCCAGCGUGAAAAUAUUGUAUAAACAUAGACGAAAAAAAGGAAUCAUAGCAUGUCUCAAUUACGAUUAAUUAAAAAGGAUAAUUCGUAAAUACUUUCGUGCGCGCAACUCCCAAAAAAGGUCAAAUAUUUUCAUUCUCGACGCCUAAAUAUAAAACUUGCGGUAGGCGCACGGGGUGGGCUGGUGGGAAUGCGCGUGUUCCUGGUGCGCGCAAAUUGUGCUAAAGUUCACAUGGUGUACUCGAUGAUUACGAUUACAAUUUACGAUUAUACUGUCUUUGCCAAACACCGCAUGCAUGUUUUCCUUUGGUUCCUUCUGUAGUGACUCUGGGUCUAUUAGGCCCCUUAGAGAGAACAGUUUAGAACUGAUAAAACAAUCCAGUAUAACUAAAGUUAGUUUAUAGUUUAGGUUUCCUCCUGUAGUAAUACUGGAUCUGUAAGGGAUGGCCCUAUAGCUUUCUGGACCUCUAUACAGAGAACAGUUUAGAAUUGAUAAAGAUAUAUCCAUUAUAAAUAAUGUUAGUUUAUGUUUCCUCCUGUAGUACUGGAUCUGUAAGGGAUGACCCUAUAGCUUUCUGGACCUCUACAGAGAAAAGUUUAGAACUGAUAGAGCCAUCCAGUAUAAACUUAACGGUCUGUGCCAGUGUAGAUAUUGCCAAUAAUAACAACAGAUGCGACUACUUGAUAAAUACAAUGAGAAGUUUUGUCUAACCGGUAUCAAGUCAUAGUUUUUAUAGUAUAUACCGCUUGUAGAAUCUUGGCAGGCAAAUGCGAAUAAACAUUUUAUCUCAACGUGUGGCAUAGGAUUGCGUGCUGGACAUUAACUACAGCGCAGCGCGAGAAAACGGAAAGAAAACUAUGCAUUUUACACAUUCCUUCUUACGGAUCCCAUUUUCUCCCUUACAAAUCCUUCUAAACCUAUUAUAUUUAUUCACACGAGUACCAUUCCUAACUUUAUCCCCUUAAAACUGUCUGUUUUCACACGCAAAAAAACAAUGGAGAUGUUUCCGUAAAAAUUCUUGCAUUUCGUGCGUUCACGUGAACCACGGGACUCGAUCUCCAACAUAUUCCGUUUGUUUUUCUAAACAUUUUCAGCAGUUCUCUUGCCUAUUUUGGCCAUGUUAUGUCACUUGUGUUGAUCUUUCUUUCUCUUGUAUACAUUUAGCACCGACUGGAAUCCUCAGUGUGCAAAAAGCAAUCUUUGAGAACACUUCAACGAAGAUCAGUCACAAUUCUCACUAAAUGGAAGUACAACAUCGGUUACACGUGCGACGUAAGUUUUUAAUGUAUUUACACUCAUUUAUUUUGCGAGUAAAUAUUUGUUGUUUCCAUCUAUAACAAAUAGCUGUCUAUAAAUAUUUACCUUACAAAUUGCGCACUGUAAUGAGGCAUGGUGUUAAACUCGUGUUUCAAUAUAGUCAAGGUUGUUAACCCUAAAGACCGGUUUACAUUAUCAACGUUUCUGUGAUCACAGUAGGAAUUUUGCCAAGUCAACAUGUUUGUUCUUGUGGUACCAUUAUCAUAUAUUCCAAACACACAUUUCUUAAAAUGCGUCCUUUUAUAAAGUAUUCUUGUUUGAAGUCGGGUGUGGCCUCGCCGAGCUGCGGGAUAAAUUCGUAAGAAUUUGUAAGAAUUUUUUGAUAGAAGUGAUUUUUUAAUACUGAAUCAGUUCCCUCAAACAUUUCUUACAAAUCCUUCAAAUCUUACAAUUUACCUAUAUGCAAAAUUCAUACUGUGAUCACAGAAACUUUUAGUGUAUAAUCCAGCCUUAAAGGGAAAGCCGAUGUUGGUACAAAACUUGAAAGUCCUUGAAUGUCCUUGAGUUUGAAAACAAAAAUUCAAGGCCUUGGAUGUCCUUGAAUUUGUAAAGAAGUACUUGAAAGUCCUUGAAUUCUUCUUGCUUUAGUUUUCGGAUAUUUCCUGAAAUUGUGUGACAUUCAAAACGGACAUUUUGCCGUUGAACUGAUUUUACAUGUUCAUAUCUGCCCUCAUUAAAGUUAUACGUUUAGAACAAUUCAACGUCAGAUUUUACUGAUUUCUAACGUCUUCUCGUGAGUAUUUAGUCUUUGAAUUUGCUGAUACAUGGCCUUGAAUGUCCUUGAAAAGUCCUUGAAUUUGACUCUCCCUCAGACAUGUACGAACCCAGUGUUAUAAGCAAGGCUUAAUCUAGUACGCGGGUACUUAAUCUAUAGACAUAGUAAGGGUCCAACCAGAGUGGGUCCAACAAUGUUGGGAAGAGUGUCGGUGAUUGCGCGUAACCGUCAAAUGUUGCAAAAUCAGUGUUGAUAAAAAAUUUUAACAUGAAGUCAAAUGCGAUCCAACAUCUUCCACCAUCAGCCAACAUCACCAACAUAGUUUUCCGUCAACGAGACCAUGCAUGUUGCAUUCAGAAAUAUUGGAUAAUAUUGUACCUAAUGUUGGUCUCGUAGCUGCGAGCAGGCUAGUUUUGAACAGCUUGAGGAUAACGCGCAGUCCGAUGGCGUUUGAUGAUUCAGUGUGAUCAUUGAACACGUGGCUCCCCAAACAUUGCCCAGUGCUGUUGGAUCAAAAGUGUUGGACGAUGCUGGAGUCGUUUUAACGAGGGUAAUGGGGAGCUUUAACAGCGACUACGAGUACGAGAUUUGAUCGCGUGCGAGGAAGUCGUAGUCGUUCUCGUUUCCGUUCAAAUGUUGCUUUUGUACAGUAGCAGUAAACAAACAACGAGAGAAAAAGUUUCUAUAAACUAAAUCUCAUGCAAGCUAAAAUCCCCUACAAAAUUAGCCCCUUCUAUAUGAGGAACAAUACACGAAUUAUAAGUGCAAAUAAGUCAUGAUAUUAAAAACGAGCCAGAUAUUUAGUACUAAUAGAUUAUUUGCGCCGGAUACUGAAACGCUACAAAAUUAUUUUUGAAAAACAAAAAAAAACAACUUCUUUGUUUUUUAAAAAGUCGUCGUGAGGACCACGAGAUUUCUCCAAAAUUUCGUACUCAGAUGGGCGACGGCCACGACGUUUUCGCGUCAGUAGCUACAGGAUGGUGUAAGCAUACAGCAUGCGUUUCGCAUUGACGAAUCUCGUACUCUUAGUUGCCGCUAAAGCUCUCUAAUGUUCAAACAGAGCAGACAUUUUGCAUUCAACAGAAUGUCGGAUCAACAUGUUGGACUGGCUUGGAUAGACUUUGCUGUUUAUUGCAAGUUGUUCCACAUGCAAUGGCCUCACUUUCAUGUUUGCCUGUCUUAGCACGUCUUGCGCACAUCCCACGCAUGUUUCGCGUGCACGAGUGAUGAUUCUCUUUGAUCUUGAUCCCAAUAACAAGCCCAUCCUUAACCCUAUCGCGCACGAAUUAUGAGGAAAUAACCAUAUAAAAACCAACUGGGCAUGCAUGCAAGACAGUGCAAUAAACAGUACACAAUCUAUUGGUCUUAAAUUUCAUUAACGAUUAACUGGUUGGCAUGGAUUUCUAAGACAAUGGAACAUUCCCAAUACCGGUUCGUGACUGGUUGCGUUGUUCGCGUUAAUGCGCUCGGGACAUACUUAGAUAAUAACAUCAUAAUGUUUACAUUUAACGCCGAUACAAAAAUAAUCCGAAACAAAAAUUUCCUGCACUUCAGAGAAAUAUUUGAUCUGGAUUUUCAAGAAUUAAGACGGAUCUGCGUAAUGUCUGUAAUUAGAAAGGAAAUGGCUAUUUCAAUUGUCACGUUUGGUAUUUGCGAUGCGAGUACGAUUCCAAUAUAUAGAUUGGACGCGACAUCGAGUUCCCCAAUUAUUUUGGUAACAUGGUUCGUUUUAGCCGAGAAAAGCGAAUCUAGAGGUUAUGUAAAUGAGGACGAAAUCUUUAUCCGAUUUACAGAUGAUUAAACAUCUAUUUCUUUUGAAUUUACUUAAUGAAUUAUUAAUGAGAUUGUUUUAAUGUAUUAUGCAGUGUAAUAACUGAAUGGCCAUAUUUUUUCCCAGUGGCAGUGCCAUGCAAAACUUUUCACUUAACUUCAUCAUUUCAUGGUCUAGAAUUUCAUAUUGCAGUCAGAAGCAUAGUAUCAUUUGUAUACGAAUAUAUAUAUGAUUAAAUAAGAAAUAUGUACAGCUUUAAAUGAUGGGAGCCAGUGUAGGAUGCGAAGAGUACAAUUUGUGAGCAUUUGUGUACGAUGCAUGACCGUUUUGGUCAGAUUGUCCGUUCUGUAAUCCAAACUUUUUGAGGUAUACAGUCUCUGAGUGCCCUCUAAUUUUAUAUUUUUGGAAUUGAGAAUUGGUCAGCGAACGCCUAUCGAUAAUGGCCUUUUAGGUCUAAUAUUGCGUUAUAGAACCAGCCCCUUCAAAGUCUGCACAAUCACCCCCUCCCAAUGCUGCUCUAAAUAAAAAUGAAUGAAUGAAUGAACAACUUCUUUUAAAGAGGAUAUAAACACAUGACAGUAAUCUCUUCUAUCACAAGAACAUGGCCGGAUUCAACCCUCGUCUGAAUAUCUGCAGUUCAAUUGUCAUAUGUAGUUUGCCUUGAAGGGAAAGGGUGCACCCCUGAAAAGCUUACCCCUUUCUAUUAAAUGAGCAUGUGGAAUCUUCCAUACCAGAUGUGUCUGCACCCACCAUCAAAAUAAUCCGAAUCUGCCCUGAUGCUAGCCUGUACCCUCUACUUCAACCCAACUAUGUCGAGUUGGACAAUGUUGAAUGAAAAAUUUGAAUUUCAAAAUCAAACUUGAUCCAACAUUAUGAAACAUAUAAAUGACCCACAAUGUAGGUAGCCAAACUACAAGGUUAAGUCUAUAAUAGAAUGUUAAGUCCGUAACCCUCCGUGACCACUUAAUUAAGGUUAUAUCCGAUACUAUGGUAGGAUUGGUAGCCACCAGGUCUGUGAGUCUGGAUCCGUCUCUGCCACCAGCUUGAUUUUCUGCAGCUCAAGAACAGGCAAUACCACUAAUGAUGACAUUCGCGGGUGAAGGGUACAGCCCUUGAAAAACUACACCCCCUAAACUAAAUGAGCGUGGAGAAUCCCUCAAUACCUAGCCUGAAUUGUCAGCAGUUGAAGGACUCCAGUGUAUCAUGUUCCCCAAGGAAUGUCGUUUUCUCAGUUGGACAAUUUACCAAAACCCUGGACCUCUGACAAACAACGAGUGCACUCUCAAUGGGGCAUUCCUUAUGUAAACAAACGUUAAGCACAAAAAGCUAGUGUUGCCAUUUGAACAUAAUCCUGUUUCUCUUCAGACGCAUGUGUUCUGGCAAAUGUAUUUCAACAUUUGUAGAAAAACAUCGUGAAUUUAAAUCAUUGUAUCCGAUUUACUGCUUCAUUCACGCAUUUGGCAGCGAAGAGCACGUUUGGUCACUCCAACACAUUUCACUUCCAAUUUGCAAUAUUUUGUAAGUACACUUCUUUGUAACAUUUCUUUUAAUAUUUUGACAAUAUAUUUUUCAUCUAUAUUUAAUCCACGGGGUUCCAGUUAUUCUACAAUAAUCUGCUGUGGUUUGUGCCUAAACUACCUGAAAACGAUAUCUCAGACGUAGGGAUCUAGUGUAUAUCAAUAAACUGCCGUGGUUUGUGGCUGAACAGCUGAGAAAAAGAUCUCAAACGUGCAUGGGGGUCUAGUGUAGGUUGUAUUCUCCAAUAAGCUGCCGUGAUUUGUGUCUGAACUACCUGAAGAAGAUAUCCCAUACGUGUAGGUACAGUGUAGGUUGUAUUCUACAAUAAGCUGCCGUGGUUUGUGUCUGAACUACUUGAAGAAGAUAUCCCAUACGUGGAGGUACAGUGUAGGUUGUAUUCUACAAUAAGCUGCCGUGAUUUGUGUCUGAACUACCUGAAGCAGAUAUCCCAUACGUGUAGGUACAGUGUAGGUUGCAUGUAUUCUACAAUAAGCUGCCGUGAUUUGUGUCCGAACUACUCGAAGAAGAUGUCUAAUUUGGGUAACACAUAUAAUAAUUAUACAUAGUAACAAAAAUGUGGCCCUCUGUAUAUAGCUACCUUUAGUUAAUACUGUAUAUUACAAAUAGUUAGCUAGAUCUAUAAAUAUGUCCAGAAUUAAAAUAACAACAUUAAUCUGAAUAACAAUAUGAUACAAGCAAUAAGACUGAACUAUAUAUAUAUAGUCCAAACAAGAAAAUGAUGUCAAAGUCCGAUAGUUGUUUCUAUAACAUUCCUGCAUGAUUAUGAAUAAGAUUAUGAAUAAGAUUCCUCGUUUCGAGGUUAGCUAAACCUUCUUAUACGAAGGGCCUUCCCUCGUAUUGGCGAAGUGUUUGAAUUGUGUGCAUGAUGUCUAGGAGUUCUUGGACAGUUAUUGUGGAAUGUUAAGAUAUUUAGUGAAUUUGACAGAACCGCUAAUUUAACUAUAGGAAGGUGUUAAGAAAGGGCAUUCCUUCCUGGGUUAGCGCUGCAACCCUAAAAAGUUCAAUGGACUCGUUUUCAAGAGAGCCGGAGCAUUUAUUGACUUCGUCGUCAUCGGAUUUCAUUUGGAUCUAUAUUUUAAAUCUGAUUUUUGUUUAACUAAUGCUAAGUGUUAAUGUCUAUUAAAAUUAUCCUUAUGUGCGGGAAUCAAUUCAGUCGCCAUUGGUCAAGUUCUGGUUUCGGCGGAUGUUAUAUUUCAUUGCUAUAUUUUGAUUCCUCGCUGCCAGUUCAGGUGAAGAUCUUAACAUUUUCCAGUUUCAAUGAAAACAUUGAUCCAAACCUCAUCCAUGUGUCCUAAACAAAUAUACGACUCGUGAUAUAAUAAUAAUAAUCUUUAUUCAUCAAAUAUCAAUACAGGCACAUAUGAAAUUACAUACGAUAAAAGAUACAAAACGUAUCUUUAUAUCUUAUAUAUAUCCUAAUAACUAUAAAAUAUAAGAUUAUAAAGAAUGCAUUUUCACUUCAUAUAUUAUGAAUGAUAAUAUAUGUGCACUGCUGUUCUGAUAAUCCAAUUUUUAUAAGAUCCACUUGAGUACGAAAUUGGCAAAAUUGUUAUAUACAUACAGCAAUGGCCAGUUUGUGGAUGCAAACGGUUAUAAUUUUAAGUUAGAUGUACUUGGUAAGAUCAACACCUAGUCUUAUAUCAUAUAGAAUAUAUAUUAUAGAUCAAAUGAUCAACCAAAUCCUCCCCAUAGUGGCAUGCAUGCGAGUAUGCACGAAAAUCAUAAAGUUUAUUUUCUCGAAAGCAUUCCGUGCCGGUUAAUUCUGUAUGGAAUGUUUAGUGUUUGAAAACAAAGAUUAAAAACCUCAGUUGAAGCACUGCUUACACACUAAUGCUUUGUCAUCACCGAUACACGCACAAAACUACGUAUAUUCACGCGUCUGAAAAUUCACAACGGACCUGACGUGUUUGGGAGAAUAAUAUACAACCCCAUAUCUCGUUGCUGACAACAUUUCUUAUUAAAUACCUAUGGAAGAGAAAUGCCUUUAUAUUGAAAGUAAUUCUGGCUGCGUCGCAAAGAAAGUUCCAGGCGAUUUCGUCUGGGUGUGAUUGUCUGGGAUGAAAUAUUUGCCAAUAAUAAAAACACCUCACCAAUUUCCGCUUCGUGUCACGGAAUGUUUACACACAUUCAAACAAAUAAAUCAAACAUCGGUGCUGAUAAAAACGAGCUGUGAAUGAAAACGUUGUAACUGCAUAGUUAAGUAAUUAUAUUUAUACACAUCGCCAUAUUGAUUCACUGUCUAGAUCAUACUGAAGAUUAAUUCUUAAUUGGAAGGCAACGCUCCUAUAAUCUUCCAAUUUAAUAGAAGAUUUUGAAUUUUGAAAUAUUGUACAGUGGAAUAAGCUGGCAUGGUUGGUGCCAGAACUACGUGUUAAUCUUUUCGUAGAAGAACCACACUGGGAUAGACCUUCACAUAUACAAGAUAUCAUUUUCAUUCAUACCCAAACCGGCUCGUCAAACCUAUUGUAGAAUACUACCUACACUGGACCACCACGUUUGAGAUAUCUUCUUCAGGUAGUUCAGACACAAACCACGACAGCUUAUUAUAGAAUACUAUACCUGUACUGGACCACCACGUGUGAGAUAUCUUCUUCAGAUAGUACAGACACAAACUACCACAGUUGAAGUUAUGAAUCUUAAACAUUUCAUAUACAAUGAUAGCCAUUUAUAAUCUAGUAAAUAAAUAGAAUACAACUUGUACGGUUUGAUCUCAUAGAAUUGCACACAGUCAUUUUAGGAAGUUCAUCCAGGGACAAUACCUUCAACGUUUCCUGAGAUACUGUACUAUAAAGUUCUGUUAUACCCUCCCACAUAAUUAGGCUACCAAUUAAGGUUUCCCUGUUAAUCAUGUUGAUAUUAUGAUAGUCUGUCAAUUUCAUUGAAAGUUUUUUUUUGCCAUAAAUCAUAAUAAUCUCGUCCACGACAAGAGCAUAUUUAUAUAGGCAUGGAUCACAAAAAAUAAGAUAUACCAAAGAUGAAAUUCGAUCAAAUAAAGACCAAUAAACUUCUUAUUGCGUGUAAAGACCAUGGUAAAACUCCAAUAUAUUUGACGUUAUUGAUCCAGGGCAUAAAAUGAUAACUUACUGGAAAGAGUCUAAAUCGGUUUAGGAAAACUAAGCGUAUUUAGCAUCGCUGAAAAAGGAAACACAUUCAGCAUAGUUUGUUAUUAAGGAUAUCUUCUUAUGUCAUUUGCAAGUUUUAAUUUAACGAUCCUGAUUCCAUAAUUUUAAAGGAACUGAAUAAAGCUAAACUGCGCAUGCUCAUUGCAGGAAUUGAACCCCAUUGGCGAAGGUGAAAGGCACGUGCGCACUAACCACCAAUACCUGAUGAGAACAUUUUCAAUAUGUGUGUUUUCUUGUCUGAUUUAAUUUGGCAGUGAAAGAGUCAUAUUUAUUUAACUUUAAUAAUUAGAGAUUUUGAAGUGUUUGGAUCGAUUCAUUACGUACAAUAGCAUGCAGAUAUAACAGUCAAUCGUAAAGAGUGCACGUAUAAGAGUAAAGUUAGAAGGUAAAAAAGGAAAAUAUAUCUCAAACGGAUGGUGGUCCAGUAAAGGUAGUAUUCUACAAUAAGCUGCUGUGGUUUGUGUCUGAACCACCUGAAAAAGAUAUCUCAAACGUGGUGAUCCAGUGUAGGUAGGAUUCUACAGUAAGCUGUCGUGGUUUGUGUCUGAACUACCUGAAAAAGAUAUCUCAAACGUGGAGGUCCAAUGUAUAGGUAGUAUUCUGGUAUGCUGCCGUGGUGUGUGUCUGGGCUAUCUGAAAACUAUUAAAAGCUCUUCGAAGUUUUUGCGCAAAAAUCCUAAGACGACAGGAGAUUAAUAGCCAAACGUCGAACUUGCUUUAAUCUUUUUAGGCAGUUCCGACACAAACCACUACAACCUAUUUAACACCAGAAAUAUCAGAGCGAUAUUUACAUCCAUUAAUUCGAGGUAUCCACAUACGUUUGUGGUCAUAUUGUAUGCAUUAAUUGCCUGUAUGGAAACUGAAAUAGGAUUAAUUGAAACCACAUCAAUGAGGCUGGCUAGCACACCAUGCAGUCCAACGACCAGUAAUUUUAACCAGGCUAAUACAAUUUUAAUAUUUUUACAUCCAGCGAUGUUAAUUUUCUGAAGUAAAUCACAGUUCUUGGUUUAUGUCUUAAAAAUUUGACAGAGGAUUCGAAGGAGGGCUAAAUUUUAGAUAGAAAAACUUAGUUUUGGCUGACGUACUAAUGUUAUCAAUACAGCACAUAUGUGCACCACUUGCCUGAGAAACAUUCGAACUACCGCAGAGGUGAAACUAACAUAUUAAGUGCAGGCACCACAUGUAGUGGCAUUGAUCCUGGCUUCAAAUUAACAGAGAAUCAUACCAGACAAUUUGUGUCGUAAUGAUGAUUCACAAACGCAUCAUUGUACAGUAGACCCGUUUUUAGAAAAGCUAAAAAAUAUAGGACUGCCUGAUAAAAAGCACAGCCUGAUUUGUAGUAAUCUGUCUUAUUCAUGUAUAGCCAAUUGUACUUAAAUCAGUGGCGAGAUUUGCAGUUGUACAUGUACAUAUAGGUUAUAGGUAGUAAAAAAUUGUUGGUUGCAAGUUGUUGGUUACUACCUAUAACCUAUAUGCACAACUGCAAAUCUCGCCACUGAUUUAAGUACAAUUGGCUAUACAUGAAUAAGACAGAUUACUACAAAUCAGGCUGUGCUUUUUAUCCAGUCCUAUAUUUUCUAGCUUUUCUAAAAAGGUGGAGCAUUCUUUGUAAAAACACUGUCUGAGGGCAAAUUCAAAGUGACCCUUUUCGGCCUUUUGUUUAGAGAAUUUGCGUUCACCAAAAAGAAUAUUUUUUUAAUAAUAAUAAUGUUAGUAAAAUGUAUCUUUGGUCCAUUAAUGACAUAGUAUUAAAAAAUGUAAUUUCUGGUUCAUAGACAUAGCAUUAAAGCGUGUCAUUAAUAAUAAUAAUAUUAAUAAUAACUUAACACAGUAUAACUAAUAUAUAAUUAAGGAUUAAGCUAUUGUAACAAUUGAUCAGAAUUUGUUCAUUAAUAUAAUACACUGAAACUACUAAAUCUAUUUUUUUUAAUAAAUAAAAGUAAAUAUAUAGCAUAACAUUAAUUAAAAAAAAGGAAAAUAUAACUUUGCAUAUGUAGUAGCCUUGUAUUUAAUGGAAGAAAAUGUAGGAUGUAUGGAGAUUUAGUCUAAAUUUGUUUGCUAUAAGUGUCAUUUCGCUUUUUGUAAAAGCUGAUGUAUUAUGCGCUGGUAUACAUGUAGUUAUACAUUAUCUGGUUAAUAGGUCUCACAGCUCAAUUUUGAUAGCCGGAUACAACGGGGACAUUCUUUGUCGUUGCUACUCGUACAAAUCCACAAAAUUCUCGCGCAGCCAAGGUGACGCUCAUCCCAUUAAGAACGCAGCGGCGAGCUGUUUUAAUACCCAAAAAUCUUGUUUGUUAAAGACAUGUUAGUUCGUUUCACAGGACGCUUUAAAACAAACGCUCGAUUUAUCACACACGGGGGCUCGAGCGAGGAUUAUGAAACAGAAAUAAUUGUAAAAAUAACUUGUAGCGAUGGGCGCACACUGUGAGGGGCUAACAGUAAGAAAAACUGUGAAAUCCAUGCAAUAGAAAGCAUAUUUGCAUCACUCAAUCCCAAAAAUUAACAGAGCAGGUCAAAAUUAGUUAGUAAAUAAAAUUUGAAGGCUAUAUUUUAAAACCUGUAGCGCCUAGCGUCGUUUCUAAAAACAGAAGAUUUAAUAUAGGGAAUGUGGGAAUUUUUGCAUUGAACUUUUUGCGCUGCAUGCUAAUCAAACCUCGACCCGUGCAAAUCCCCAUAUAUUUUCUAAUUAUUGUUUAUAGCGUCAUUGCCACAGUUUACAAACUAAAGCCCGCGAAUUUGUUGUGCUUAAUAUAAAAUCUUACCAGCCCUCAAUUUGUGGUUUGUGUACAGUGCUAAGAUGUUGAGUGACGAAGAACUCGAAAAAAAUUUUGUUCGAAGUGUGGUACUCUGUAAAUUUGUUACGUACUCUGUAAAUUUGUUGACUGAUUUCAUAAAGUGAUAUAAUAUAACGUAGCGUAUUCAUGCCAGGCAGAACUUGAUUUAGAACUUUAUUUAUCUUGAGGGUUUUAUCAAAUUUUCAAUCGGCUCAAAAGCCGUGGUACAGGUCUAUACUGUUAACAUAGUUUAUAUAUUCAAGAUUUGUACGAUUGAAGAUAUGUAACAGAUAAAUUACAUAAUUAGCAUAAAACACGUAUAUGCACCAUGCGAAAAGAAUGCGCAUUUCUAAACUGACAGCUGGGCGUGUUUGCGAGUGUUUUAUCGCCAGGACAACUCAUUAUCUCCGAUUUCGCUCGCCUGAAAAAGGUGACAAUUCAAUUGUCAGCAUCAAUAAACUGUUUUAAACAGAUUAUUGUGUUAGCCUAGUUACGCCUCUUCAAUGGACCAAUAUUUGUACUCUCGGGUGCGCAUGCUGCUCGCGAAUUCGCUCGCGCUUUAAAAUGAGGUUGGCAAUGCCCUACCCUCGCGCGCAUUUAUUUUGCGUCUUUCGGAAUAAAUUGCGUCCGCUGAAUUUGCGCAAACCCGAUGCUUUUACCUUGCGCACAUACACAUCACACAUGUCUAUUACCAGCGGAUUUAUCUGCGGGAGGUAUUGGCUUGAGUCGUACGUAAAUGGAGCUCUCAGAUUACCUUUGGGUUGCUCCCGGUCACAACUGUGCUGUCCUGAUCCAAACCAGUAGUGUCAGAGUACCACCCACGUGGCAUCGAAAAAAUGUAUCGGUUACCUUAAAAAAUCGAAAUUAAUGAAAUUCCUUGGCGCCAAUUCCAUGUUUAUGCGUAUGUAGAAUUGUUGGAUGCAUGUCAAUUAGAUCAAAAAUCUAUUUUAAUUUAUAUACAUGGUAAUGGUUGCUUUAGUUUUUGCGCAAUGAAAACGAUAGUUUUCAUGCAAAAAAAAACCCAACAUGAAAAUAUAAGAAAAAAACAUUCGUUAUAGAGUUUCACUACAAUGAUAUAGCCUUUUCAGUUAAUCCUAAAAUAGCAACCUUUAUGAAUACGACACUAUAUUGUUAGGAUUAUGGUCUGUAAGUAUAUAAUAUAUAUCAAAAGAACGCCUGUGUUUUCUGUGCUAUAUCUGUACUUACGAUGGAAUAUGGUAAUACCCAGAACAUGUUUAUCAUCAAAAGGAUUGUUUUAUUCAUAGAAAUUGUUGAAAUUUUAUUGCUAGCAUAAUCCUAAAUUGUAGUAGCCGUAGGUCGUAAUGCUAACCGGCUUAAGGUAACUGGUUUUAAUCGUUCUUAUAGAAUGAUUGCUUUAAUAAAGAUAGAUAAAAUACAUGUAUUGAAUACGUGCUAAAUUAAUGCUUGGUGAGAAAAUAGGUCUUAUACUGCAUGUGAAUUGUUAUUGUGUGAAAUUACUGCGCUUAUCACCUUAUGGGAUUAUACAUUAAACUCGACACGAAAUCAAUUGGUUACUCCUCCUUAUCGCUGGAUUAAAUCCAUUGAGAGAAUUAGUCCUGGAAAUUUUUACCACCGCCGUUUGUAUGUGAACUACACCUAAAAAAGAUUAAACUAUAGUGUAGCACUUUGAUGUUACCAAAGGUCUUCUCCAAACGUCUUAGUGUUUAAUCGCACAGCUGAGUUUAUUAGACAGAAACCACGGCAGCUUAUUGAAGAAUACUACCUACACUGGACCUCCAUGUUUGAAAAAGCUUAGCUCGAUCUACCUCGCUAAGAAUAUAGUGGGUUCACAUCUCAACUCAUGCAUCCUUAAUAUAUCGCCAUUUCAGGUUUUGUAACUUUGCAAUGGAGUGCAGAGGUCACAUUCUAGAAUUAUUGUAUAGAUAUACAUUCGCGGUGGGCCAUUUCGGGUUUCCAAAGAUGAAUCCACUGUGGACCUAAUUGAACUCUGGUCGGGCGCUUGUUGACGAAGCGUGCUCGUAAUGAAAUUUGACAUUGCCUAUGUGUUCAUUCUUUGCUUUGUAAACAUCAGUAUUUGUCAUGCUAAGUUGCCAUGCUUAGCCUUGCCGGACAUGCCGUUUCCGUACAUUGAACAGAACUUGAUUAGCCGGACUAUGAAAUUGGAACUCUGCACUGGACUCUCAAAGCGCGGAACGGACUCAGACCUAUAUAAGUUGGCAUCUCACUUGAUAGAAUCACAGAACUAAUUCUUGAAUGUUUUUGUAGUGUAAAUUUUUGUGAAAUUUAUACUUGAAAUUUGUAUCCACAAAAUUCUUUAUACUCUCAAGUGAGAUAUCCAAAAAUCCUUAUAAUUACCCAAACACCGUACGUUUAGAGUUCGACAACUGGACUCUGUCGGUCAGUUGACUAUAGUUACAUGUUUUGCAUUAUUUGCAACUGCUCCUGGCUGCAAGGUUCUUGAUUAAUUUCUCGUUGUUGCAAUUUCAUCUAGGCUUUAUUAUUCAUUAAUUUUGUUUGUUGUCGUUUGUCUUUGUUUUUGGUGUGAAAUUGUCUUUGAAAAGAUUGACUUGUUGAAAUAAACUGUCUGCCAGAUUUUCUAGCCCCAUGGUUAUUUUGGCAGCCAGUGCUCAUUAGAAAAAUGUAAUAGAAAAUUCAGUAGGACUAUGUGUGAUGUGUAAAUAUUUCUUUGUGUAAUAAAAGAUUGUUGUUGGUGUAAUCACGGGUGUAAUGAAUGUGUAAAAUUCACACUCGAGAUAUUCCCAACUUGAAAUGUUUCAAUACUUAAUCCCAAAUAGAACUCGAACCAAUCCUAGGCAUUGAUCAUAUCAGUUUUUUUAAAACGCCUACAUAUUAAACAUGAAUUGUCUUUGCCAAUGUAGGUACUGCCAAUCAAAUGAAUAAGCUUUCGUUGGUUGAGAUGCAAAUUCUCCUUAUAUUUUUCAGGUAGUUCCAUCUCUAUCAACGAAAGCUUGUUCAUUACAUAUUAAAUUAAACAAUCUGCGUAGCUAUAACUAAGCUUAUAAGGUGCCAUGGUUUGCGUUUGAACUACCUGUUUUUAAUCUUUCAGGUGUGUAGUUGAAACAGUACAAACUAUGGCAGCGCGUAUGAGGGUAAUUAGUUCAUGCAAUUAGCGCUGUUCUACCUUUCUGUUCUAUAUAAAUCCUUUAAAUAUUUUCUACUGGCCAACCGCGCACAUUUGAGAUUACCUGCCGGAGUCCAGAUUUUUUAUGGGCCAAAUAACCUCUUUGAUUAUAAGUUUAAAAUUAACGCCACUGUCAGUCAGUAGGUAUCGUUUACAUUGUCCAAGACAGAUUAAGUGUUGGGCAAACUUUGCGUUGACAUAUAAGUGUAAGGGUGAUGUCAAUCUGCCAUCGCACGCUACAGGAUGUCUUUUUAAACUAUCAAGCGAACCUGAAUGCCACACUACAGGUGGUGAGUCAGUCAUUUCCUUUCAUUGCUGUCCCAUAUAGCAUACCUCUUUGCGUUAAAACGCGCGUCUUGCGUUGAAGUAACUGAACAUUAACCCUGGAAUUUCUUCUACCCAUUAUAGCUUCAUUCUCAAGUGAUUCAAUGGCCGGGUUCCCGUGCAAUCGAAUGGCUCCUUAUCCAAUCCAUGGCAUUGGUCUAUCGCACCAUCCGAGCUACGAUCUGAUGGGUCCACUCGCGUCGAACUACGGUGAGUUUUACAAAUAGAAACUGUUUUCACGAAAGCCACACUAUACUGCGCAAUAAGCGAGUUAAUUCUUGCGAUUCCACCUUUUGUGGCAGAAAUUAUUUUGCGUUGACAUGGACAACCGGGCUGGCUAGAUAUGACUUGAAUAUAUAGGCGAGAUCAGUUUCGGCAGCCUGUAGUUUACAAAAAUAUUUUGCCCGCGGAGUUGGACUCCAUGUAUAACUUCCCAUUAUUUACCUAUACGUUUUCCGGCUGAUGGCCAAAUGUAUAAGGGCACUUGUGCUUUUCUUUGAAUUUAGUCUGUCCUUUUGUGUUGGCUUAGCGUUAAUCUCCGCAACCGGGUUGUUUUUCGGCUGCCCAUUAUUCGAGUACUUUCCCUGUGGUGUAAAUUAAAGGAUCUAUAAGUUUGCGUCUCUUUGCUUUGGCCACCACGAAUGAAGUUAGUCUUGAAUUUUUCAAACAGAUUGUAUCAAUAUAUAUACUUAUAUAGACGCAACGGUUUUCGGUUUGUAAAUCUUUUCAAAACAUUGCUAGCGCUCUCGAUAUAAUGUGGAUUUAGUAUAUUUAUCGAUAUACAAUUCUCCACUCCAAUUUUUUUUGCGCGCAUGAUAAAAUAGAAAACGGUUAUGAUGUUAACUAAUGAAGGACAAUAGAGUUCGGAUCAUACAUGACGCGGCCAUUGCAGGUCAUAAAAUUCAGUGAUUGUGACCGUCGCUCGCGUAUCACGAGUUUAAACUCUAUACUAGAAGUUUCUGCAAUAUGCGUCGAUCUGCAGGAUUUCAAUCUAGCUAUAUAUGUAAGCAUCCAUUCAUUUUCGUGCGCGAAUGUGCGCUAUGGCAUAUAAAUACAGCGGUUUCUGGUUGUUAACAAACUCAGUGACAUUUAUAUUUACUAUAAAUAUGCUAAGUUGCUCUCACAGCAGAGUUUAAUAUUUCCUAAUUACAAUUUUGCUUGCUGAGUCACGCAUCGGAUACAAACGCUUAGAUAUAGGCAAGGGGUUAUCUGGUGGAGUCUUGUACGCGUUUAUUACCAUGUACACUGUGAUAUCGAUCACGCUGUCUCCAUUUAAUAAUUGCAAGCAUAAAAGGUUGGCUGUGAACUACUGUAGUCAAGAUCAAUAUAUAUUCCACUGAUGUCCUGUUUAUUAUGCGACUUGUAUAUAUACCAAGUCCAAGGUCUAUAGCUACUUUAAGUAUUUUUAUCCAUUCCAUUUGAGCGGUAUAGUAUUUCCAAUUCGGCUGUAUAUAAUCUACACGUGAUUUCGAAACUUGGCAAACUAUAGUAUAUGCCACCAUAUUUUAUUGGCUUUUACCACUUUCUAAACUUAGAUUGCUAUUAGGCAGCCUACAUAUACAGACCCAUACUGCUUGGCUGGUUUCCAAAAUCGAGACUUCAGAGAUUUGUUGGUGAAAUGAAAAUGUUCUCAGCUUAGCCUUGGCUUAAUCUAUAUACAGGAAUAAAAUAUUUUACAGGUCGCCUUGGCUUAAUCGUUUUAUCCAAAGGCAAAGCGCUUAAGCUGGUUGCACGGAAUUUAUUUUUUUAAAAGAAUGGUGCCCUAUUAACACUAAAUGCGUAUAAAUAUCUCAUUUUAUGUACUCAAUUUUCGCUCAUUUGUGGGAGACGUUAAGCAAUUAGCACCGUUUCAUGCGCGUCGUGAUUCACAUGCAUUCUCACAAAAUAUGAAACGUUAGCACAACAACAAAAUUAUUUUCAAAAGUACGGUUAAAAAAGUUAUCUAUAUUAAGAAUAAGGUCAAGGCAAGCUUAAACCGCUAUUCUCUUAUGUAUAAGAUACAAUUCGAUGCAAUUUUUUUAGGUAAAUGGUUUAAAGGAAAAAUACCAGUUUGAUAUGCCAAUAAUGCCAUUAAAGUAUAUUGUUUUGAUGAACAGAUUUAAAUGCGGAUCAUGUUUCCAAAAUUCUUCCAACAGACAAAAAGAGACAUUUUCUUCCUAUAGAUGUCUUCCUUUUUCUGUUAGAAUAGUGUUCGUUAAGGCUUGAGUGUUUCAGGAUUUCGGUUGUCUAAAAUAUAUAUAUAAUAUGAUCGGUAAAUAUAAUUAUAAUAUGAUCGGUAUUGUAUUUUUGAGAAAUACCAAGUCGCUGCGAACCAACCGUUUGAAGUCUUGGCUUGAAAGAAUAUAUACCACAAAAGACAUGCGCGAUGUAUUUCUAUCAGAAACAUGCAUGAAUAUAUAGAAUAAUAUACUCAUCUAAAAACUAACUUAUACUGGAUAGCUCUAUAUAUCAGUUCUGAACUAUGCCGGAAGAAUUAAACUGUGCUGUUUGGUCACGACAAGAACUAGAAACACUUUUAUUAAAGCCUUUCCAUUUCACUCGAGGCAAUGCUGGUUCUAAGGUGUAAGGGAUAGAGCUUUUGAUAUUUAGUGAAAAAAUUAGUAAAUUUUGCUUUGAGAUUUUGCCACUGGUGAUUGUGUAAACUUUGCAGGAAAGACCAGUCUAAUCCGUCUCUAAAUAGACACCAGGUUGUUAUUGUGUAACUGGUCGCUUGAGCGUCUGUGAAUAGGAUGUCACAUAAAUUUUAUGAAACAAUAAGCCUUAAAGAUUUAAAAUGCUUUGAUUUGAGAACUUAAUGGGCAAAUUUGCGUAGCCACAUGUAUGAAAGGGAAUUUACUAGACGAGUCUGUUGACUUGUUGGCUCGGUUACGAGUGCUGUUAUCUUUUCUUCAGGUAAUCUAUGCUCCUCCCUUAUGCACCUCUAGGGAGAACAGUUUAGAACUAAUACAGCUAUCCGGUAUAAAUAGUUAGUUAAUUUCAGGUUUCCUCCUGUAGUAACACUGGGCAAUGAGGAACAACCCUCACUGGACCUCUAUAUAUGCGAGCUAUCUAGUAUAAAUAACUUUGGUCUAAUUGAAGUAAAAUUUCCUCCUAAUUGGAGAUCUGGAGAGUUGAGUUUAGAACUGAUAGGGCUAUCUGGUAUAAAUAAAGUUAGUUUAGUUGAGGUUUCCUUCUGUAGUAUUAAACACUGGAUCAAUAUAAAGGGAUGACCAUUACUGGACCUCUAUAGGGAGAACAGUUUACAACUGAUAUAGAGUUCGCGCCCUAAUUGGACCUCUAGGGAGACGAGUUUAGAACAAACGGAGCUAUUCAGUAUAAAUAAAUAAAUAAAAUUAGUUUAUGUGAAGUAACACUGGAUCGAUAAAAGAUCCCUUACCGAUUCUAUACAAAGAGAACAGUUUAGCACUGAUAGAGCUUUCUGGGUAUAAAUAAAGUUAAUUAGCUUUAUAGUUUAUAGGUUUUCUCCUAUAGUCAUUUUAUACACCCAUGACCAUGUUCUCGUCUUAUUCUAAAGCUUCAUUCGCCCCAGGUCAUCACCCACCACGAAAGCAACGUCGAGAAAGAACCACAUUCACGAAAGCUCAGCUGGAAAUCCUAGAAGCUCUCUUUGCAAAAACUCGCUAUCCAGAUAUAUUUAUGCGCGAAGACGUCGCGAUGAAAAUUAACCUGCCAGAAUCUCGCGUUCAGGUCAGUUCCUUUAUAAUACGUUUAUGAUCCUUGCUCUACAGUAUGAAUUUCACAAAGCGCUGUCGUGUUGCAGGAAUUAGAGAGCUUUAUAUUUGAGUUCCAGUACGACUACGAGAUUCGUUUAUUUGGAUAUAAAUGCAAGAAGAACUUCGACUUUCGAACGAAGACGAAGUCCUCUUUGUCUUUGUAUUUUUCAGGUAGCUAUACCCUAUAUCAAACUAGCUCGAUUCCCGUAGAUUUUUGGUAUGAAAUAACUAAUUGGACAAGAAAAAAUCUACGAGGAUUCGAGGUAUAAUGUCCACCAUGUAGUCCAAACUGACAACCCUCGCAGUAAAACUACUAUCGACUACGAGACCAUGGCCGCCUAUGGCGUGGGAAGGUAAUAAUAGCAUAAGAAGAUAACCAAGCAUGUGCAAACAACAUCUCGUACUCGUAGUGAAAUGAACCCAAAUCUAAAGCUGUCUAUUAUAUGCGCCUCAACGAAACUAACUUUAUUUACACCGGAAAGCUUUAUCAGUUAUAAACUGUUCUCCCUAGAAGUCCAGUAACAGUAAGGGUCAUUCUUUAUUGAUCCAGUGUUAUCUUCUCAUAACCAGGCGGUUAUCAAAAUGAGAAAAUGUUUAUUCUUUGCAUUAUUUACAGUAUAUAUAUAGCCUUGUAUUUGAAAGAGCUUAAUUUUCUUGCUGCAAUAAAGUGUCAACAUUUUUGACGGCGACCGGCACCAUCUGCUUCUUCAAGCGACAAUAAAACAACUCAUAGGAUUAUAUCACUUUCUUUCAAUGAGGUGAUAGCGUUUGUACGUGAGAAAAGUCAUCAUAUUGUUCUCGACUGCACAUGUGCUCUGCGAGUACGCUUCGAUUCAUGCAAUACGCAGUGGUACUAAGUACUAACGAUUGUAAUUCUACCUUAUUUAUAUGUUAGAAGAGUCCUCCCAGUUGACUCUAACCAAACACCGCGAGUUUUCUUUGGUUUUCUCUUGCAAUGACAAUAUAAAGGGGGUAGGCCCUAUACUGGUCUUCUAAUUCCCUAGACUAGACACUAGUAAUCUUCGUUUUCAAAUAUUUAAUAUCAAAACUAUGCAUUGGAAAACAUAUUGAAAUCCUUACUAUGGAAUUCACAUCGCAUCACCGUUUCCACACUAUAUCCAUAGUAUAUGGAAAUGCAAUUAGUAUGCCAAAUUGGAUUUCCAUACUAUUUCCAUACUCUAUAGUAAUGAUUUUGAAAAAAACAUUCAGUGUUGGUUGUAGUAGUAAACAUAUAUAGGUGAAACAUGUGAAUCAUUAUAUCGUAAUGUCAUGUAGUAGAACAUUGGGACAUUGUUUAAGUCGCUGAAACAAGUUCUAAACCUUGAAUACAGUAGCUUGAAUGCCUUGACAUUGAAGCGAUCUGCAGAGCCUUGAACAAGUUCAAGUUGAACUUCCUUUGUUUUUGUCAAAAUAGUAACAUGAAUGUUUUAUUUACAUUUUCCUGUGACAAGGUAAACAUAUCGAACCAUUAUCCCAUUAAAAACCACGUUUGUCCACGUCAACCUGCAUAUCUGCAGUUAAUUGUUGCGUAACGAGGUAGCCGGCAGAAUUUCUGGAGCCAUGAAUUUGCUUAUCUACGGUAUCUAUGUAAAACACAAACUAGUUGCUUCGAUAGAAAGAUUAAUUGCAAUUUCCCACCGCUAUAUAGUAUAUCGGUUUCCUCCAUUAAUAACACUGGAUCAAUAAAGGGUGGCCCUUACUGGACCCGUAGGGAGAACAGUUUGGAACUGAUAGAACUAUCCAGUAAAAUAAUAAUAAUUUUCAGAUUUCCUCCUGCAUGUAGUAAUACUGGAUCAAUAAAGGGUGGCCUCACUGGAACUUUAGGGAGAAUAGUUCGGAACUGAUAGAACUAUCUAGUGUAAAUAAAGUUAGUUUAGUUUAGGUUUCCUCCUGUAGUAACACUGGAUCAAUAAGAGAUGACUCUUACUGGACCUCUAGGGAGAACAGUUUGGAAUUGAUAGAGCUAUCAAAUAAUAUAGAUAAAGUUAGUUUAGUUUAGUUUAGGUUUCCUCCUGUAGUAGCACUGAAGCAAUAUAUAAGGGAUGACUCUUACUGGAUAGAGCUAUCAAGUAUAAAUAAAGUUAGUGUAGUUUAGGUUUCCUCCUAGAAUCAAUUCUAUAAGGAGAACAGUUGAUAUUGCCGAUUAUUGCUAUAUCCAUGAUUUGAUCAUGAAUAUCAGCAUUCAUGAUUCUUUGGCCAGCUCAAGAUCAAUAAAUAGACAAGACAUGUCAUCAUAUUGUCAGGGAAAUUGAGUUUCCUCUUUUCAUCAAUCAUGUGUGUUUUGAUGAUAAGCAACUGGCCUGAAGUGAGUGUUAAAUAAAGGCGGGCUAGUGCGAUUUCAAAAUAAAUAUGGUUAUGGCAAACACCUAACGGUAUUUAUACACCAAUUAACAGAAAUCAAUCAUGUGACAAUAAUUAUUUGGACAGAUAGAGAAGGCCCGCUUACACUUGCAAUUUUUGCCUCGAUUUCUCGUGCGAUUUUCUACUUCUGAUGAAUGUGAACGAGUGGAUGAGUUAUCAUUGUCCUGAGUAUAUGUAUCUCUCAUCAUUUAACAUUCAUAACUCGUCCACUCGUUUACAUCCAUCAGCAGAAGACAAUUGCACUAGAAUCGCAGCAAAAAUAAACUGGCCUAGAGUCUUUAAUUAACAGAGAAGUUUACUCUUGUUUAGGGCGUCUUUUUAGGCUAUUUUGGCUAAACUUCUUGUAUACCAUUUUUGUGUCAACAUAGAAACAAUAUCUAUUGCAUAUCAUAGGGCUGUGGUUUAUGUAUCCUAGUGCAAAUUGCGAGCAAUGACCCUCGUUUUAUCAAACAUAAUCGGCUUACAUGUAUGGUAAUUUACAUUAUGUUCGGUACUGCUUAACGCGGUUUGAACUCGGCCAAGAAACCCGAAAAUGCGAGUUCGAUUAAGACUUUACGGUCCAUAAAAGUACGAAUUUCAAACCCCGCUGCUGGUGAUUAAAGUCAUUUUUCACUUGAUAUAUGGUAAAAAUAAAGGUCGACAGUUCAUCGGGGCGGAGUCACGAAAUUACAUGUUGAAAAAUUAUCAUGAAAAGAUUCUGAAACACUUCCGUUCCAAGAAAUUAGCCAUUGAAAGAUGGGAAGCUUGCAAGGAAACAAUGUAUUUUGAGAUAGCGCCAGACAUGUUAGGCACGCAACGCUCUUGUGAAACGCGGAAACGGACAAACGGAUUCUGGAAACGUACAACGGAAAUGCGGACGGUUUGCUCCUAUUCGAAUUCAAUCUCACAUAGUAAAAGACGUCCAUGUAUAAGGUUCUAUAAUGUCUGGCCUCUUCAUAACCUUUCCUUUUCUCCCCCCUAGGUCUGGUUCAAAAACCGCCGCGCCAAAGUACGACAACAACAGCAGAAUAGCGAAGGAAAACCGAAGCCAAAGAAGAAACCAUCUACCCCUAAAGAUCCUCCAAAGAUCCCGGUUACCUCGGGUUACCCUCAGUACCCCAGCUGUGGAGCAAACAUCUGGAGUCCGGUCGGAGAUCAGUCGGUUAUCCAACGCCCCCCGCCUUACGCUCCAUCCAUCAUCAACAGCUCAAUGUCGAUGGGCAGCUCGUCAUCUAUGCUAGUCCCAGGCCCCCCGCCGCCACCCCGGUAUUGUUCCUCGACCCAGGACUACUCGUACAUGCCAAUGAGCAUGCAUUUUAACCCGCCCAGUUCGACCUCAUCUCAAUAUGACUAUUUAGAACAUGGCCUGCCUAUCGGGCAGCCGUUGCCCAUGGGUGGUCUCAGUAAUCCUUCACGUGUUUAACACACGAAUAGCACAUGUUAGUCACGUGCUGACUUCGCUGACUGUGAGUAAUGUGGCGUGGCGUGUAGGGACAGUAAAGCCCCAUUUACACUACGCUCGAUUUUUGGUACCGUACCACUUUUUUUGGUUUUUGGACUACCUAAAUAGGUAGUCCAAGAACCAAAAACGUGGUACGGGUACCAAUUUUAUCCGUGCCGUACCAAAAAUUGAGCGUAGUGUAAACGGGGCUUAAGACACCUUGGCACGCGAGAAGACACGGGGACGACGCUUUAAAGGGACAAUGAUUGUUGGUGGGUUUCAGGACACAUUACAAAGCAAGAGAUGAUUGUCAACUUUAUAGAAAUAUGUCGACACAGGACCUGUUCAUAUGAGCCUGGGAGACUCUCCUGAGUCUACAUGCCUUUUUUUAACGCAUUUGUGUUCAUAUGAGAAACGAGCCAGCUCUAGGCUAGGUGAGGUCUCACCUCGCCCUAGGCGAGAUGUCAGUCAAGUGGGGUAAAAUUUUCCAUAUGAAGGCUUUAUUCUACCUGACUGGAUUGGAGUUUUUUGCCGAUUUUGAUCUAUAAUGUAGUAUUGAAGAGCAUAGUUGGAAAAUAAACAGACACUAUUAAAGUCGUACAGUAUUACAAGGUGUAGUUUGUUUAAGUAAAAUUUAGAAUAUGAACAUAGAAAUUUGGGCUUCCCGGGAAAAAACCUGGCUCACAUGAACAGGCCUUAAUAGGAGAACCAAAAUUACAUUUAUCCUCUCUAUUUAUUUUCUACCAAAACAAGGCUCUACAUACACUGUAUAAUGAAGAGAAUUUGCACAAUUUUCUCACUGAUAACUGUAUAGGUUGACGGUUGACCAUCAUCUUCUGUACGAUGGUAAAACCCUCUGUGAAACCCACCCUAUACCAUGUGACCUUGCAUGGAAUGGCGCCCACAAUUAUUUAUAGUUCGGAGUGAUUUCAUCGUCAGUAACUAUGUCUAUGCUAGCUUAUUUAUGAAUUCUGGAUGUAAAGUGUAAGCCUUUGUGAACCAAAAGGAAACAUAAAUCAUAAAUGAAAUUGUUAAUAUUAAUUGUACAAAGUUAUUAACUAGAACAUUGUAAAAUAGAUGUCUUAACAUUUUGUUCAGUG
Messenger RNA from Paramuricea clavata, 26874 nucleotides. The record is from the annotation of a GenBank genome assembly. NCBI's taxonomy places the organism in Eukaryota, Metazoa, Cnidaria, Anthozoa, Malacalcyonacea, Plexauridae.